AUGGAUCUGCUGCUGGUGGUGAACACGAGCCUGGGCUCCCCCCCAACGAGCCUGGCGCUGCCCCCCUCCUCUCCGUCCUCCUCUGCCCUCCUGCAGCCGCCCUCCCCCUACUCCCCGGCGGCCGUGGCCGGCCUGGCGGCGGUGGUGGGCUUCCUCAUCGUCUUCACCAUCGUGGGCAACGUGCUGGUGGUGAUAGCUGUGCUCACCAGCCGGGCGCUGAGAGCCCCCCAGAACCUCUUCCUGGUGUCCCUGGCCAGCGCGGACAUCCUGGUGGCUACCCUGGUCAUGCCUUUCUCCUUAGCCAACGAGCUUAUGAAUUACUGGUACUUCGGCAAAGCUUGGUGUAACAUUUACCUGGCGCUGGAUGUGCUCUUCUGCACCUCCUCCAUCGUCCACCUGUGCGCCAUCAGCCUCGACAGGUAUUGGUCAGUCACACAGGCGGUGGAGUACAACCUCAAACGGACCCCCCGGCGGAUCAAGGCCAUCAUCCUCACUGUCUGGCUCAUUUCAGCUGUCAUCUCCUUCCCACCAUUGAUCUCCAUGUACCGGGACCCUGAAGAAGAUGGCUUUCCCCAGUGCAAGCUCAAUGAUGAGACAUGGUACAUCCUUUCUUCUUGUAUUGGCUCUUUCUUUGCCCCCUGCCUCAUCAUGGUGUUGGUCUAUAUCCGUAUCUACCGCGUGGCCAAGCUAAGGACCAGGACCCUCUCUGAGAAGCGUACGAUGCCAGAGGGGUCCUCCCAGACUGAGAAUGGCUUGAGCCGUGCUGCUGGUGGCUGCACAUCCCUGAGGAUGCAGCUGGGAGAGAAUGGACAUUAUUCAGUGCACCACUGGCGCAAAGCCUCUGAGCUGGAGGACAUUGAGCUGGAGGAGAGCAGCACCUCAGAGAGCAGACGGAGGCGGAGCCGGGAGGAGCAUCCCCGCAAAAGCAGCAAGAGCCAGUCCUUCUCCUACUCGUAUUCCUCCAAGCAUUCUAGCCGUCUGUCCCGCUCUAGCAAUCGCUCCAUGCAGUUCUUCUCAUAUCGCCGUCGCCGGAAGCGUAGCAGCAUCUGCCGUAAGAAAGUCACCCAGGCCCGGGAGAAACGCUUCACUUUUGUGCUGGCCGUGGUCAUGGGGGUCUUUGUAGUUUGCUGGUUCCCUUUCUUCUUCAGCUACAGCCUCUAUGGUAUUUGCCGGGAGGCAUGUGAGGUCCCUGAGACUCUCUUCAAGUUCUUCUUCUGGAUUGGGUAUUGCAAUAGCUCCCUCAACCCAGUUAUCUACACCAUCUUCAACCAGGACUUCCGCAGGUCCUUUAAACACAUUCUCUUUAAGAAGAAGAAGAAGAACUUCCGGCAUUGA
Messenger RNA from Pygoscelis adeliae (Adelie penguin), 1335 nucleotides. It is a transcript of the gene ADRA2C, whose product is annotated as adrenoceptor alpha 2C. Gene Ontology annotation, cellular component: membrane. NCBI's taxonomy places the organism in Eukaryota, Metazoa, Chordata, Aves, Sphenisciformes, Spheniscidae. Gene Ontology annotation, molecular function: alpha2-adrenergic receptor activity. The transcript has a single exon. Gene Ontology annotation, biological process: regulation of vasoconstriction; adenylate cyclase-activating adrenergic receptor signaling pathway; regulation of smooth muscle contraction. The record is from RefSeq and is a predicted model, not a curated record. Bases 1 to 1335 code for a protein of 444 amino acids.